AUGGAGAAGACUAGUAAAAUGCAAGAAGAAAAGCACCUCACAGGAACCUUGGUUCUCUCUGUCUUCACUGCGGUGCUGGGCUUCUUCCAGUAUGGAUACAGUCUUGGUGUCAUCAACGCUCCUCAAAGGGUAAUAGAGGCCCAUUACGGCCGUGUGCUAGGCAUUGCCCCUAUUGACAGAAGUGCCAUCGAUUUCACAGACACGAAUGGAAGCAUGAUCUUUCCAGAUCUAGAAGAACUGGAUGUAGGCAAGAGUACGCUCACUCUGUACUGGUCCCUGUCUGUGUCCAUUUUUGCCAUUGGUGGAAUGAUUUCCUCUUUCACUGUUGGAUGGGUUGGAGACAAGUUAGGCAGAGUGAAAGCCAUGCUGGCUGUGAAUGUUCUUUCUAUCAUUGGAAAUCUCCUCAUGGGGCUGGCAAAAUUUGGCCCAUCUCACAUCCUUAUUAUAGCUGGGAGAGCAAUCACAGGGCUGUAUUGUGGGCUAUCGUCAGGACUUGUUCCAAUGUAUGUUGGUGAGAUAUCACCUACAGCCCUUCGAGGAGCCUUGGGAACGUUGCACCAGCUUGCUAUAGUCACGGGUAUUCUCCUUAGCCAGGUCCUUGGACUAGACUUUCUGCUCGGCAAUGAUGACAUGUGGCCUCUGCUUCUUGGUCUAUCUGGUGCUGCUGCUCUUCUUCAGUUUUUCCUGCUCUUAUUGUGUCCAGAAAGCCCUCGGUAUCUUUACAUUAAACUAGGAAAGGUGGAGGAAGCUAAAAAAAGCUUAAAAAGGCUCAGAGGAGACUGCGACCCCACGAAAGAGAUCACCGAGAUGGAAAAGGAGAAACAAGAAGCUGCCAGUGAAAAGAAAGUCUCCAUCAGGAAGCUUUUCAGCUCUUCCAGUUACAGGCAGCCAGUCAUUGUGGCACUGAUGGUUCAAAUAUCUCAGCAGUUUUCAGGAAUCAAUGCAAUCUUUUACUACUCUACAAACAUUUUUGUAAGAGCGGGAGUUGAUCAACCAGUCUAUGCAACCAUUGGUGUUGGUGUCGUGAACACUAUCUUCACCAUUAUCUCCGUCUUCCUUGUGGAGAGAACAGGGAGACGGUCCCUGUUUAUUGCUGGUUUGAUUGGUAUGCUGGCAAGUGCCGUAGCCAUGACAGUUGGACUUGUACUCCUGGGCACUUUUGCUUGGAUGAGCUACGUGAGCAUGGUCGCAAUUUUUCUCUUCGUAAUUUUCUUUGAAGUUGGGCCUGGACCAAUCCCCUGGUUUAUUGUUGCUGAACUGUUCAGUCAAGGGCCCCGCCCUGCCGCCAUAGCCAUAGCUGGAUUCUGCAACUGGACCUGCAACUUCAUCAUUGGAAUGUGUUUCCAGUAUAUUGCAGAUCUGUGUGGCCCUUACGUGUUCACGAUCUUCGCCGUUCUGCUCUUAGGCUUCAUUUUAUUUGCACACUUUAAAGUACCAGAAACAAAAGGAAAGUCUUUUGAAGAGAUUUCAGCAGCCUUCCGUCGCAAGAGGCGCUCAGCCAUAAAAGGACACAAAGCUGCUACUGAACUGGAGGAUUUGCGAGGCAGCGAGGAGGCAUAA
This is a messenger RNA of Gopherus evgoodei (Goodes thornscrub tortoise), 1560 nucleotides long. RefSeq names its product solute carrier family 2 member 2 (gene SLC2A2). Gene Ontology annotation, biological process: monosaccharide transmembrane transport. Gene Ontology annotation, cellular component: membrane; brush border. NCBI's taxonomy places the organism in Eukaryota, Metazoa, Chordata, Testudines, Testudinidae. The coding region runs from base 1 to 1560 and encodes 519 amino acids. The record is from RefSeq and is a predicted model, not a curated record. The transcript has 11 exons. Gene Ontology annotation, molecular function: hexose transmembrane transporter activity.